AUGACCGCACUCACCACCCCCCCAAACUUUCCCUCCAUUUCAGAAAUCCUCCCAUCCCCCUUCCCCGCCCGUUCCAAAACCGCUUCUGCGAAAGUAAACGGCAUUGAUACAAAUGUAUCCUGCUUGUAUUUCGCCGACAAGAUUCUCAUUACCAUCACACAAGGGGGGAGAUUAGGACAAUGGAUGCAAGUCCCACUCACAUCCGCAUCUCCCACAUCGUACGAUACGUCGAUACCGCUCCCAUCAGCUGCGAAUGAAUCCGGAGAUGCGUAUGGAAAUGGAAAUGGAAAUAUGAUACUCCCGCUUGAACACCUCACUCCGAGAACGUUACUUGGUGCGGGGGGGGAGAAGAGAGAGAGGAUUGGUCAUUUGUAUGCGAGUCAGAUAGGGUCGAUGAUCUUGGGACGGGAUCCGGAGGAGAGGAGGACGGUGUUGGUGGGGUUGGGGUUGGAGCUGGGAGAGAAAGAGGCGAGGGAGGGGGAGAGGGAGGGGUAUUUUGAUUUGUUGGAGUUGGUUCAGGGGGUUCUGUGA
Messenger RNA from Botrytis sinoallii, 531 nucleotides. RefSeq lists its product as uncharacterized. The transcript is spliced from 2 exons. The record is from RefSeq and is a predicted model, not a curated record. Lineage: Eukaryota; Fungi; Ascomycota; Leotiomycetes; Helotiales; Sclerotiniaceae. The coding region runs from base 1 to 531 and encodes 176 amino acids. Gene Ontology annotation, biological process: proteasome assembly.